UCACUGCCGUGGCCAAGAAGAAGAAAACUCCGCAGAAAACGAACCGAAUCAACACUUGUGAAAUGAUCAGAGCCAUCGCUCUCUCACGAAGGCCCCUAUGGUCUCUCUCUCAGACCUUAACUUCUUCACUCUGUUCAAACCCACUUCAGCCCCCACCACCACCACCACAUUCUUCUACUCCUCAGCCUAUCUCUUCCUCUCCAACUCGCAUCCUCACCUCACGGUUUUCGCACUCGUCGAAGCAAAAGAAGGAGGAGGAGGCGAACGACGUCGUGUCGCUCUUCAACAGGGACCCGAAUACCCAUCCGAAGCUCUUCGUGGUCCAACCCCGCCUCCGACCCGAUACGUUAUUGCAGCCCAAGCUCAACGAAGCUCUCUGCCUCGCCAACUCUCUCGAAGACCAGCGCGAUGGCUGCUUUCACUCCGAUUUCUUCGACAAGGCCUUGCCCUCUCAUAUUGUAGUUCAAAACCCAGCUGCCAAGGUCCACAAAGUUCGCGCAGACACAUAUUUUGGACAGGGGACAGUGGACACAGUCAAAUGCCACCUAAAUGAUGCUGAAUCGAAGGGGGAAGUGGAUGCUGUUUUUGUAAAUACGAUACUUUCUGGAGUUCAGCAACGGAAUUUGGAGCGAGCAUGGGACAAACCUGUAUUGGAUCGUGUGGGUCUUAUAAUAGAGAUUUUCAAUGCUCAUGCUUGUACGAAGGAAGGGAAGCUACAGGCUGAAUUGGCAGCUCUAAUGUAUAAGAAAACGAGACUUGUUCGUGUGCGUGGCCUAGUUGGACGCGAUACGUUUGGAGCAAGUGGAGAAGCUGAAGUUGUUAGUGCUCGAGGGAGAGGAAGUGGGGGGCGUGGCUUUAUUAGUGGUGCAGGAGAAACUGAGCUUCAGCUUCAAAGACGAAGAAUUCUAGAACGGAGGAAUAAUCUAUUAUCACAAAUUAAAGAUGUUCGCCGUACACGCGCUCUGCAACGUGCUGCUCGCAAGAGGCAUGGAGGCUUAUAUGGGCAAGGGUUAGCAACUGUUGCUGUUAUUGGGUACACGAAUGCUGGAAAAUCCACAUUAGUUAGUGCAGUUUCAGACAGUGAUCUGUAUAGUGAUGCUCGAUUGUUUGCGACAGUUGAUCCUAGACUGAGAAGUGUUUUUCUUCCUUCAGGGAGGAAGGUGCUUUUUAGUGAUACAGUAGGAUUUAUAUCAGAGUUGCCUGUUCAGCUAGUGGAUGCGUUUCAUGCAACUUUAGAAGAAGUGGUGGAAGCUGACCUGCUUGUGCAUGUAGUGGAUUCUACUGCCCCUAAUCUCGAUGAGCACCGGUCAACAGUGCUGCUAGUUCUUCGGCAGUUAGGCGUAUCACAGGAGAAGCUUGAUAAUAUGAUUGAAGUUUGGAAUAAGAUUGAUUGUCAAGAAGAGGGCAUGGAUGAUGGUGAAGAUGGUGACUGCAGCAGUAUCUCAGGAGAUGAUGAUGAUAGGGCAUCAUCGGACAUAAUAGGGGCAGAACAUGCUGAUUAUGAUGAUGACAAUGUAUCUGAACAGUCGCCAGAGAAUCUUGCAGAGACCAUAGAUGAUCAACCGGGUAAUUACUCAGACGACUGGCUUUAUGAAGAGACUCCAGGUGAAGAAGAAAGUCUUUCAAGAUGGGCUUGGGAUGACCAGCAUCGUGAGCCAUCUAAGGACUGCCUAAUGGAAAAGGAUUUGCAUUCUCAAGGUCAGCCUGGUCCGCAUGUCAGAACAUCUGCCAUCACAGGAGUUGGCUUGCAAGAGUUGCUCGAACUUAUCGAUGAGAAGCUAAGGUUUCAGGAUGAAAAGAUGAAGGCCGACAAAGUAGUCGAAAGGGGUGACUUUAAUCGAAAAUGGAGGCCCCCUCGCGCAGAGGAUGCCGGCAUAGCAGGUGAACAGUAGCAUGCAUUACAGCAUACAUUAUGUGUGUCUUCUUAUCCAGCUUAAAGCUCUAUACUUGAAAGGCCUGUUGGUAUGCAUAAUUGGCAUCCCUUAACAGAAGUUCUCCUCGGCUUCAUUAAUCGUUUGUUAAGCUACUGGCCCGGGUAGGAGCAGAAAAUGCUCACGAGCUUCCUCCAUUUCCUCGAUCUUUUUCUCAACGUCUUCAACUAGCCUAGAGAGUUUGAAUUUUCUUACUCCCACAAUAGUGAACUUUGAUACACAAAUAAUUUCUGGAUUUUGGAAAGCAUUUUUGUAUGGAGUUUAGUAGUCUACCUGUAUAAGAUUUUCUUAGUCUUUGGCCCAACGUGUACAAAAGCACGAUAAUCUCUUUUUGUUUGGACAAUUAAAUUUGCAAUAGAUUAUUACAACGUUAAUUAUGUUUGAUAUGAUA
Molecule: messenger RNA, 2322 nt
Organism: Alnus glutinosa
Lineage: Eukaryota; Viridiplantae; Streptophyta; Magnoliopsida; Fagales; Betulaceae
Product: GTP-binding protein At3g49725, chloroplastic
Exons: 13
Coding region: 63-1892 (609 amino acids)
Cellular component (GO): cytoplasm
Molecular function (GO): GTP binding; ribosome binding
Source: RefSeq, a predicted model, not a curated record